Molecule: messenger RNA, 398 nt
Organism: Colletotrichum phormii
Lineage: Eukaryota; Fungi; Ascomycota; Sordariomycetes; Glomerellales; Glomerellaceae
Exons: 1
Coding region: 11-196 (61 amino acids)
Source: RefSeq, a predicted model, not a curated record
ACCUGGAUGCAUGCUCGAGGCAGGUCGACGCACUGAGACGGACCGGACUAGCCCACUAGGGCCGCUGAAAGUCUCCAUGGAUCGAUGCAGGAGCAGGAGCAUCAACACCAGCCGGAGGCAACGCAACAUCUCACCUCACGGACAUCCCACGCCGAGAAAAGCACCAGGGACCUCGGGGAGUAGGAUAUCCUGGUGAGAGAUGUUCCUGAAGCAGCAGCAGCUUCUUCUCCUCCUCCUCGGCAACAUUGUCCAUAUGGUAGUGUAGGUAGGCAGGUAGGUACGUACGGAUACCUCUGACGGGAAAACGAAAAGAAAACGAAAAGAAAACGAUUCGGUACGUACCUUUGACUUGGCGCCAGAACCCAGACAACGGCUGGGAGCUUGCGUGGUUGCGUUAC